Messenger RNA from Notodromas monacha, 825 nucleotides. The record is from the annotation of a GenBank genome assembly. NCBI's taxonomy places the organism in Eukaryota, Metazoa, Arthropoda, Ostracoda, Podocopida, Cyprididae.
AUGGCUUGUCUCCACUUUCUCAAACAAGAGAUUCGAACGCUUGAAGCCCUAUUCCCACAAUCUCACGAUCGCUUCCAGGAAACUUACCCGUCAUCCCCUCCUGUAUGGUACAUCGAAACGGAUGAUGCUGCCAUUUCCAGCAUCGUCGAAAAACUCAGCAACACGAUUGGCAAAGAUAAUCACUUGUAUUAUGUUGACAUCUUUUUAGCUGUAAUGAUAAACUCCAUUUUCGUCAAAGACUUGUGCGAAUUUUACAACAUUGAACUGAUCAAAGUCGAUCAUUCCAUGGCCAGUACAUUAGCUGGCUUUUUCGACUUUUCUGGAGCGGCCGAAUCGACAAAUGAGGGUAUUGAAACUGAGCACCUGAUGACGCUAGAGCGAUUGAAGGCUACGCAGCAAAAUGAGCUGAGCAAAGGAACCCCGAAUCAUUCAGUCAAGGCUUCAGAUCGCCUCAUGAAGGAACUCAGGGACAUAUACCGUUCCCAAAGCUUCAAAAAAGGUGAGUUUGUGUCCUUCUCCAAAGUUCCACGAAGAGCUGCAUGGCUUUUUGUGAGGAAUCGCGAUUCACUCGGUGGCUUACUGUACUUUUUUCUCUCCGUCGAAAAGCUCCAUGAGAUUGACUCUUACCCGUUUGAUCCUCAGUUUGUCCGGGUUGUGCAUCCAAUAAUCGGAGGUGGGUACGUACUUAUUGUUGGUGCCAUUUGCAUGGAGCUGCUCACCAAACAGGGCUGGAGCUCAGCAUACACGGUGGAAGCGAUCAUAAUGCAAAUAGCAGCUACCCUCGUCAAGGGAAAGGCACAAAUCAAGGUCGGAGGAUCUUCACAA